AUGUCCCCGAUCGCUAGAAGUGUUAUCCGAUUUACACAACGUAUAAAGAAUUCGGCUCGGCGAAACCAAACACUAGACCUUAUUAAAGCGGCUACAAAACAGCCUGACCUCGCGCACUUUACAAUUGCGAUGUGCAACAUAAAACCUAGCAUUUCUCUGAACACUUGGCUGAACACACCUACUCUUUAUAGAAACCUACUUUAUACGAGCUAUAAUGAGCCAAGAUCUUAUGCUACGGUACUGCUUGCGACACAGGAACAGGCAGAUACAAACAAGUUACAAGUAAUUCAUAUCUUUUACGAUGCGGAUAGGAAAUAUGCCGGACACGAGCUUUUCCCCGAGCGUACAAACAAGAUAACAGAUAAAUAG
This is a messenger RNA of Dissoconium aciculare CBS 342.82, 369 nucleotides long. RefSeq lists its product as uncharacterized. The record is from RefSeq and is a predicted model, not a curated record. Lineage: Eukaryota; Fungi; Ascomycota; Dothideomycetes; Mycosphaerellales; Dissoconiaceae. The transcript has 2 exons. The coding region runs from base 1 to 369 and encodes 122 amino acids.